Meloidogyne enterolobii is the source of this 365-nucleotide messenger RNA. Lineage: Eukaryota; Metazoa; Nematoda; Chromadorea; Rhabditida; Meloidogynidae. The record is from the annotation of a GenBank genome assembly.
UAGUCAUUCUGAUUUUGAAUGCAAAAAUGGAAGUUGAUUUGCUUGUUUUGCUUGAUACAAGUGGAUCAGUUUUUCCCUCAUUCAAUUUACAACAUCAAUUAACACAAAAUAUUUUAAAAGAAAUAAAUAAUGAGGAAAUUGGUGAAAAAUUAAGAAUUGGGUUAAUUAGCUUUGCUUCUGAACCAAAAUUGGUUUUGACGUUAAAAGAAAGUAUUGUAGUAGAUAAUAAAGAAAUUAUUGAAAGACUGAAUGAUAUAAAAUUUACGGGAAGUAAUACAAGAAUUGCCGAUGCUGUGGAGUUGGCUUUAAGUGAAUUUGAAAUGGGUGGAAGGAGGGAUUCUGAAAAGGUAAAAAAAUAUUUUUAA